GGAUUCAUGUGAAUUUCUUGUGGAUUAUUUUGAUGUUUGGACUCUCAUUCUGACUGAAUUCACUGAAGAGGAUCCACAGGUCAAGUAAUGUUACAUUUCUCUGUAUCUGUUCUAAUGAUGAAAAACAAACUCUUGGAAGGCCUGAGGGUGAGUACAUUUCCAGCACAUUUCAUUAUUGGGUGAGCUAUUUAUUUAAAUUGAACAAACCAACUAAACUCUAAUUAACAAGCAGAACUGUAAAGAAAAUUUGCAAACAGAGCUUUAAGGGUAUAUGCUUUUUUUCCUAAAUCUCUUGUGCCGUGCUUUGCAUAAUAUGCCACAUUGUAUUAAUUUAUAUAACGAAAGCGCUGUCAUGCUUUGACAUACACGAUUGGUCGAAAUAAUUCACUUACGUGGCUUGUUAAUUUGCCGGGGGAAAAAGGCGUUUCGUUUUGAUUUUCAACCGCUGUCUUGUAAAUCAUCCCGCCCUUACGCGUUAUCGUUUUGAAAACGGUUAAUCAGGAUCCUGCUAAGAGGCGCGGCAGAAAACCCAGCGUAGACUUUUCUAUGAUUCCAGAAUGUACCAUCUGAGUCUCGUCCCCCUCUCCUCCCCCGCGCACUGGAGCGGUCGAGCCCACCCCGUCUUAAGCGCGCGCCGUGGUUCAGUCCAGACCAGAACAUCAUGGCGAUAGAUGGUGGAGAGCGGAAUUGUGGAGUACAUGAGCUUAUCUGCAUCAGAAAAGUGUCUCCUGAGGCUCUGGGGUUCCUGUCUGGCAUUGGUGUGUUCAUCUUUCUUGUGAUUGUACUCUUCCUUUACCUCAAUAACAAACUAUCCCUUGAGAGUGCCAACCAACUAUCCAGCCUUGACCAGUACAGAAAGAGCACAGAGGCAGCAGAUAAGAGCUAUGCGAAUGCAGACUACCACUGCUCGUCGUCAGACAGUGAUGAUGAGGUGAUCGGCCAGUAUCAGGAGGCCGUGUCUCGAUCGCAGGGUCUCCGGGGGGGUUCAGCGGGGACUAACACACGCCACCAGAAGGGCUAUGGCUGGGACACACGGCAGAAAUACUGCCCUCUGGCGGCUGAGUAUGAUGGCUACAGCAGCGAGGCCUCAGCAGACGAUGUAAACUGUAUCCAGCGGAUGAGACGGACUCCACCUUUGGAUGAGCUGCAGCCUCCACCCUAUCAGGAUGAGGACGGGUCGCCACGCAUGUCGUGCACACCUUCUGACCUGGGAGAUGCCAAGUGUGACCUUUCCCACGGGAGCGAGAGCCCCAGACACAGCUAUGGAAAAUGCCCAAGUGAGGUCAGCGGAGCACAGGAAACAGAGAGUUUUCUUAACAAGGGCUAUGAAGAAGAUGUACCCAGUGACAGUACUGCUGUACUCAGCCCAGAGGAUCUGUCUGCACGUGGAUCGGCGGCUCAGCUUCCCAAAGGUUACGACCCCGAGCCUCUCGCUCAAUAUGGAACUCUCGACGUCAUCUUCGACUACGAUUCGUCUGACCAGCGUCUGUCCGUCACGAUAACGGCUCUGACGGACAUUCCUUCUCUCAAACGCACCGGUAACAUCUCCUGGCAGGUGCAUCUGGUGCUGCUGCCCACCAAAAAACAGAGGGCCAAAACCAUCAUCCAGCGUGGCCCCUGCCCCGUCUUCACAGAGACUUUUCACUUCAGCCAUAUCGAGUCGGAGAUGAUCGGGAACUAUGCCGUCCGGUUCCGCUUGUACAGCGUCCGCAGGAUGAAGAAGGAGAAGGCUCUCGGAGAGAAGGUGUUCUACCUCACCAAACUCAACCUGCAGGGCAAGAUGUCGGUACCCAUCAUACUGGACCCCUGCUGCAACAUACCUGGCAGUGACUCUCAGGCAAGUGUGUCAGACGUAUCGUGCAGCGAGACGGCCUCGUCGUUCCCCUCUGCUGUUCAGGGGUCAGCCCCGGAGAUCCUGCUGGGGCUUGUGUACAACGCUACUACAGGACGUCUCUCUGUGGAGGUCAUCAAAGGAAGCCACUUUAAAAACCUGGCUGCAAAUAAACCUCCCAACGGUUUGUUCUGUUGUCUAAAGCACUUGAUAGGUGGGCAGGUGUACAUAAUCCGAGACACGUACGUAAAGCUGACUCUGCUGAACUCAAUGGGUCAAGAGAUGUCCAAGUGCAAGACGUCCAUUUGCCGAGGCCAACCCAACCCCACCUACAAGGAGACCUUUGUGUUUCAGGUAGCUCUCUUCCAGCUCUCCGACGUCACGCUCAUCCUGUCGGUCUACAACAAGCGCAGCAUGAAACGGAAGGAGAUGAUUGGCUGGAUCUCUCUGGGGCUGAACAGCUCCGGAGAGGAGGAGCUGACUCACUGGACACAGAUGAAGGAAUCGAAGGGACAACAGGUGUGUCGAUGGCACAGUCUUUUGGAGUCCUAGAAUGUCAACAAGUGAUGGCAAUGAUGUGUGUAAAGGCAUGGGUGACAGAGAGCAGGUCAGGGCCUCAAACGGCCCCAAGACGACAGAGCUGGCCCUCACUGGUACUGGCAUUAUGAGAAACAAAAGGAUGUAAUCUGCUUUCCUUCCCAAUGCACUGUGGGAAACGGGUUAGAGAAAAAGGUGAGAACGGGGUUAGAAAUGCCACAGCAUUUAUGAAGGAAACACUAAUGAGUUUUAUGUUUAUUCAGAUAUUUAUUUGUAUAUUUUUAACUUGAUGUUUCUGUUUUGUUCAGCUUAACAUAGGGUUAUGGUGUUUAAGGCACAGUAAGGGAGGAAAACCAAUUGGAUAUAUGUCUGAGAUCCAGACGUGAAAGAUCGACAGAGAUGAG
Puntigrus tetrazona (Sumatra barb) is the source of this 2772-nucleotide messenger RNA. RefSeq names its product synaptotagmin XIVa (gene syt14a). Bases 662 to 2383 code for a protein of 573 amino acids. The transcript has 9 exons. Lineage: Eukaryota; Metazoa; Chordata; Actinopteri; Cypriniformes; Cyprinidae. The record is from RefSeq and is a predicted model, not a curated record.